Messenger RNA from Stylonychia lemnae, 4362 nucleotides. Lineage: Eukaryota; Ciliophora; Spirotrichea; Sporadotrichida; Oxytrichidae. The record is from the annotation of a GenBank genome assembly.
AUGGAAAAUCAAAAAGAACCUUUAUUAGGAAGCAAUUCUGUUGGUUAAGAAUAAUCUCAUGAGAGACCAGAAUCAAUAGAAUAAAACCAGAAAAAGGAGUAGAAACUAUUCAAAGGUAACAUUGCAAUUGAGUCAACUGGAGUGUUUGGGAAGAUCUUCUUUAAUUGGUGCUUUCCAUUUGUUUAGGCAGCAACUAAUGAAGGCUUGAAAUUAGAAUAGCUUGGAGAUCUCAGAGAUAAAGAUCAAAUAAAUAAUCAAGAAAAGAAAAUAAGAAAUAGCUGGGAAUACUACAAAUAGACCAAGAGUAAAAAUAGUUUAAUUAGAGCAGUGUUCUAUGCUUAUAGAUGGGAAUACGGUUUUGCUUUUGCUUUAAACCUUAUUGGUGGCUCAUGUGAAUUUGCAUCCCCUUUCUUGAUUAAUCUAAUUAUCGGCUUUAUAGAAGAACCAGGCUAGGAGACAUAUUGGGGUGCUUUAUAUGUCGCAGCAUUGGUUAUUACCUAAUGCUUGAACUAUAUCCUAUUUGAGCAUAUUAUCUAUCAACAAGUUAUGGUUGGAGUCUCUAGUGUUAACUCCCUAGUUGUAUUGAUAUAUGAAAAGCUAUUCAGAAUAUCGUCAGCAACAAACAAACAAUUCUCUCAAGGUGAAAUAGUCAAUUUUAUAUAGGUGGAUGCUGAAUCUCUAUUUAUUUUGAGUUUCGACAUGCCCACGAUGAUCAAGUUUCCAACAAUUUUAAUACUGUCAACAGCUUUCUGCUUUUACUAUCUAGGGUUGAGUUUCUUCGCUGGAAUAGGAGUUUUUGUAUUAGGAUUUCUAACUAAUUUUAUUCUUGGAAUGAUUAGUGCUUCAUUAUGGAAAACUCUUAUGGGUAAAAAAGAUCAAAGAAUGAAUUCGACAACUGAGACGAUUCAAAACAUCAAAAUGAUUAAACUAUAUGGCUGGAAUGAAACUUUCAUGAAGAGAAUAGGUGAAAAGAGAGAAAAUGAAUUAAGUGCACUUAGAAGAGCAUUCUUUGUGAGCUGCUUUAUUGUUACCUCUCUUUACUUGUUCCCAUAAAUGCUUAGUCCAGUAGUAUUUACUACAUACAUUGGGUAUGGAGGUAAAUUAGACCUAAAAACAACAUUUACAAUUCUUACAUUCUUCAAUUUAAUCAAAGAGCCUUUGAGAUCUGUGCCCUUAUUUUUUGGAGAGUUAGCUGAGACUCUAGUAUCAAUGAGAAGAAUUCAGAAGUUCUUAAAAAGUGAUGAAAUCAAUUCUUCUAUAGUCUCUUAAACAGAUGUAAAAUAUUAACUCUUAAUUUCUUAGGAUAUCAAUAAUGAAGAUUCUAUAAAUAUAGAAAAAGGAAAUUUUUCUUGGGGUUUCCCAUACAAAAAAACAAAGGAGGAUUUAGAAUUAGAAAGAGAAGAUGAAGAUGAUUAAGAUAAAGAUAAAAAAGAAGAGAAAGAAGAUGUUUCAAAAACAAAAGUAAAUGAUUAAGAAGGAGACUAAACUGUCUUGAUUGCUGCAGAUGAAAAGAAAGAAAUAAUUCCAAAGCAAAUAAAGGAUCUAAUUUUAUUGAAAAACUUUGACCUUAAAAUCAAGCGUGGGGAAUUCAUUACAAUAAUUGGAGAGUAAGUAUAAUAUAUUCAUAUAAAUUUACAUAGUGUUGGUUCAGGCAAAAGUAGUCUUUUAAAUGCUAUUAUAGGAGAUAUGCUUUACAUUGAUGAAGAAAUUAUAAAUCAGUUUGGAGGUCUAGAAGCAGAAUUAGAUGAAGAUAAGAUGUAAGAGCUAAAAGAACAAGUACUUUCAAAGGUUCAUGAGGUUAAACCAAUCAAAAUAUAUGGCUAGCUUUCAUAUGUUUAGUAGUAGCCUUGGAUAUAAAAUAUGACAAUUAGAGAUAAUAUACUAUUUGAUCAGCCUUAUGUCGAAUCAAAAUAUAAUUAGAUUAUCAAAGAUUGUGAACUAGAGAGGGACCUUGAAAUAUUACCUUAAGGAGAUAUGAUUGAGAUUGGUGAGAAAGGGAUUAAUUUAUCUGGAGGAUAAAAGGCAAGAGUAAGUCUAGCAAGAGCUGUAUAUGCAAAUAAGGAUAUUAUACUAAUGGAUGACCCAAUCUCGGCUCUUGACGCUAAUGUGAGAAAGAAGAUAUUUAAAAAUGUAAUUAUGAAAUAGUUUAAAGAUAAAACAAGGAUAUUGGUUACUCAUGCAAUGGAUUUCUUAUAACAUACAGAUAGAAUUAUAAUCUUAAAAAAUGGAGAGAUCGCUGCUUAGGGUAGCUAUGAUGAACUCAAGGAUAAUGAGUAGUUAUAAGAAAAUUUAAAAAUUCACAAAAAAAAUAAUUAGCAUUCCAAUCAAAUGAAUGAUGUGAAGUAUAAUGAAGAUUCAAUGGUAAUAUAAUAAAUUCCUCACAUUUAGACACUUCAGACAGUAUCUGACAAUUAAAGAUAAACUAUCAUGACUGAAAAUUUAAAAACUAUAGAAAUUGUAGAUGAUGAUAUUUAAAUUGAAGAUGAUCAGCCAAUACUUGGUGAAAAGCCAAGGACUAAAAAGUAAAUGGUUGAAGAUGGAAAGAUAUUAGAGGAUGAAGAUAAAGAAAUUAUAAGAGUAUAGCCUGAGAGUUAUAAAACUUUGCUAAGACUGUCUGGGGGUUGGUAGCUACUAUUGAUUGUAAAUUUUGCUAUGAUAUUUUUCGUUGGAUCUUAAGUCUACUCGGAUUACCUAAUAGGCAAAUGGACCCAGAGUUUAAGUGAUGAUAAAGGAAAAGAAGAUUUCAAAUAUUUUACUUUUAUGGUAUUUGGCAUGGCAAUCAUUAACUCUAUUUGUGCAUUUAUAAGGACAUUUACUAUAUAGUUCUUUUCUAUUUCAGCUUCAAAAAAUCUUCACAAUAGAAUGAUAGCAAGAAUAAUUAAAGCACCAAUCAAUCUAUUCUUUGAUGUAACUCCCAUCGGAAGAAUACUCAACAGAUUCUCAAAAGAUUUGACUACUUUAGAUCAAGAUAUUGCUUUUACAAUAAGCACUGCUGUUGUAUGCUUCUAUGGAGUGGUAAGUACCUUAGUAGUUUCAGCUGUAGCAAUUUAUUGGAUAGUAAUUCCUAUUCCUUUGGUUCUUUUCUUGUUGUACAAAGUGUUCAAAUAUUCUAUAAAUUCUUACAGAGAAUCUUCUAGAAUAGAAAGUAUAACUAAAAGCCCACUUAUCAGUUUCCUAAGUGAAACAGCUGCUGGCAUUUCUACUAUUAGGUCUUUCAAAAAAAGCGAUGAAUUCAUUACUAGAAACUUUAAGCUAUUGAAUAACAACAUCUUGGCAAAUCAAGUUUAAAAUGGGAUAGGAGCUUGGAUAUCACUUAGAUUAGAUGCUAUUUCUAUUUCGGUAAUGGCUCUUGCUUGUAGUUUUUGCCUGGUUUUUAAAGAUUCAAGUGACCCUGUAAUGAUUGGAAUGCUACUAACAUAUAUCCUGAAUUUAACGGACUUAUUACUAUAUCUGAUGUACCUUAUUAGUUAGAUCGAGCGUAAAAUGGUCUCUGUGUAGAGAUGCUUCAAAUUACUGGACAUACCGUAGGAAUCAGAGAGCACAUAAGAAUAGAAGGAAAUUUUCAAAUAAUUUAACUCAGAAUGGCCUUAAGAAGGCAAAGUAGAAUUCAAAGAGGUAUGCUUAAAAUACAGACCAACAACAGAGAUCGUUUUGAAUCAAUUAUCAUUUGAAGUUAAGCCUGGAGAAAAAAUUGGUAUAGUUGGUAGAACAGGAGCUGGAAAGUCAACUAUGUCACUAUCUUUGACUAGAAUAGUUGAAUUAUUAUCAGGAUAAAUUGAAAUAGAUGGCAUUGAUAUUAAGAAUGUGCCUUUAGAUAUCUUAAGAUAGAAAAUAACUAUCAUUCCCCAAGAUACAACAAUGUUUAAAGAGACGCUAAGAUUCAACAUGGAUCCUGAAAAUUAAAAUAACGAUGAAAGAAUUAAGUAGCUUUUGAUUGAAGGAGGUUUGGAAUCUCUUUUAAACAGAGAUGAAAAAGGUUUAUUAAUGCAAAUCGAUGAAAACGGCAGUAACUUAAGUAGUGGAGAGAAGUAACUUAUUUGCAUUUGUAGAGCUAUUUUAAGGAAAAACAAAAUUGUCUUGCUUGAUGAAGCAACUGCAAAUAUUGAUGUUGUUACUGAGCAGAGUAUUUAGAAAUUGAUUAAUCUCGAAUUUAAAGAUGCCACUGUGAUUACUAUUGCUCAUAGAUUAAACACUAUUAUUAACUCUGAUAGAGUCUUAGUGCUUUCUUUUGGACAGCUUUUGGAGUAUGAUAGUCCUGAGAAUUUAAUGUAGAAUGAAAAUUCCGAGUUUUAUAAGUUAUUACAAGAGCUUAAAAAAGAAUAAGAUAAACAUCACUAAAGUGAGAGUAAUAAUCUUUCUUGA